This is a messenger RNA of Phacochoerus africanus (Common warthog), 1442 nucleotides long. RefSeq names its product TATA-box binding protein associated factor 9b (gene TAF9B). The record is from RefSeq and is a predicted model, not a curated record. Lineage: Eukaryota; Metazoa; Chordata; Mammalia; Artiodactyla; Suidae. The transcript is spliced from 7 exons. Gene Ontology annotation, molecular function: RNA polymerase II general transcription initiation factor activity; protein heterodimerization activity. Gene Ontology annotation, cellular component: transcription factor TFIID complex. Gene Ontology annotation, biological process: DNA-templated transcription initiation. Bases 34 to 789 code for a protein of 251 amino acids.
CCUCUCUCCCCGGAUGACGUGCGGGAGGAUAACAUGGAGUCGGGCAAGAUGGCGCCACCCAAGAACGCUCCGAGAGAUGCCUUGGUUAUGGCACAGAUCCUGAAGGAUAUGGGAAUUACGGAGUAUGAACCAAGGGUUAUAAAUCAAAUGUUGGAAUUUGCUUUCCGAUAUGUGACUUCAAUUCUGGAUGAUGCAAAAAUUUAUUCAAGCCAUGCUAAGAAACCUAAUGUUGAUGCAGAUGAUGUGAGACUGGCAAUCCAGUGUCGGGCUGACCAAUCUUUUACCUCUCCUCCCCCAAGAGAUUUUUUACUGGAUAUUGCAAGGCAGAAAAAUCAAACCCCUUUACCACUGAUUAAGCCAUAUGCAGGACCCAGAUUGCCACCUGACAGAUACUGCUUAACAGCUCCAAAUUAUAGGCUGAAGUCCUUAAUUAAAAAGGGACCUAACCAAGGAAGACUAGUUCCACGGUUAAGUGUUGGUGCUGUUAGUAGCAGACCUACCACUCCUACUAUGGCAACCCCACAAACAGUGUCUGUCCCAAAUAAAGUUGCACCUCCAGUGUCAGUGACAAGCCAAAGAUUUACGGUGCAGAUUCCACCUUCUCAGUCCACACCUGUCAAACCAGUUCCCGCAACAACUGCAGUUCAAAAUGUUCUGAUUAAUCCUUCAAUGAUUGGGCCCAAAAAUAUUCUUAUUACCACCAACAUGGUUUCAUCACAGAACACAGCCAAUGAAUCAAACCCAUUGAAGAGAAAACAUGAAGAUGACGAUAACAAUGAUACUGUGUGAGGAAUAUAAUAUAAUCUAGAUGCAUUUGAAACGUAUUUGUUUUUGAGCCCAGUAUACCAAACUAGAACAUUCUAGAUCUUCUCAAGUUUUAUCUUAGAAAACUUAAAUGUAGCUACAAUAUUUUCACAUUAGUUUAAGCUGUUACAUUUCUUAAGGGUACCAAAGUUUUUUCAUUAGGCUUCAAGUAUAAGAAGUGCUUGUUUUUUAAUAGUUUCAUUAAUGUUAAGUCCUAUUGUGGUAAUUCUAUUUUUGGAAGCAGUUUUCUGCAACAUAUCUCACAACAGCACUUAAGUUUCAGUUUCUACAAUCUGAUCAGUGGACUAAUAUUUAACGGCAUGAUUUCUAAUCUAUACUUAAAUACGUCUUUUGGAAUAAAAUAGUCACUUUUAUUGUCACCAACUUUUUUGACCAAAUCUCUCAAUUUACCAAACAUUUUUUGGAGAGGAUGGAUUUAAAGAGAUUCUGAAUCCAUUUUGAAUAUAUUUAAGUUGUUUCUUGGUGCUCCCUAACCUCCCGCCUCACCCCCAUUUCCAGAUCCCAUUCAUUUUCUGCACCACCUCCUCCCCACAAGCUUAAGUUUCUCCCUAUUGCUCUUUUUUUUUUUUUUUGUCUUUUUGUCAUUUCUUGGGCCGCUCCCACAGCAUAUGGAGGUU